Nilaparvata lugens (brown planthopper) is the source of this 2042-nucleotide messenger RNA. RefSeq lists its product as uncharacterized. NCBI's taxonomy places the organism in Eukaryota, Metazoa, Arthropoda, Insecta, Hemiptera, Delphacidae. The coding region runs from base 251 to 1744 and encodes 497 amino acids. The transcript is spliced from 2 exons. The record is from RefSeq and is a predicted model, not a curated record.
CCCACCAACAGCAACCGUUUUCUUGUGAGCCGCUCAAGUUUAACCGUUAAAUUGUUAAUGUCUCAAAUACAGUAAAAGCUUUUUUCUAUUUUAAAAUUGAUUAAAACUCCUUUUUAAUAAAGUUUAGAUGAUUGUUCAUUCAUGGGUUGCUUUGUGUAGUGAAAAAGUAGGAAUAUCAAGUGAUAGUUACUAAUUUUUAUGUAUUCGUAACGGAAGAUUGAGAAGAAAUAAAAUAUAGUCUAGUUGGAAGAUGGACAAGCUGAACGAUUCGGCGGACAUAUUCGCCAACAGCAGCACCGACACAGUCACUGAGAACCUGGACUUCUCGUCGUUCAUCCGCCAAGGAGGAGACAUGGUAAAAAUCAACAACAAUUGUCCAUUAAAAUUUCAGAACCACGACUAUGCUAACAUGAACCUGUCACUCGGUGCUUUGUCGCCACUGGCUGCAUCCUCCCCAUGCUUCUCAACCAACUCAAUGAACAUCAGCUUUGUCACCAACCAGUUCGUGUCAGAAGCUUGCAACGCAUCUCUGCAACUCUACUGUCCGUUCUGCUUAGAUGAGUUCAAACUUGAAUUCCUCUUGAAAGAGCACAUCAAAGGAACUCAUCCUCACGAGCUGAAGAACGUUGUACGUUUGAAAUCGGGCGAGGUGGAGUUCAAUGCAUGUCCUUUUUGUCACGCUAAAUAUUACACACGCGAUUUAUUACCGAAACACAUUGUGAGGAAGCAUCAGGAGUCUGCACUGGCUAUGUUUCCCGAAACAAACCCAGAUAAAUUCGCGUAUUGUCCUUUUUGUUCACAUAAAGUACUACUCCGCCACUCAAAAAUGCUGAUUCUACACAUCGAAAAGAAACACCUCACCGAGUUCCAACAGGCUGUGAAAACAAAGUGCUCCAGUGUCAUGAUGAACAGUAACGAUUUGAAAACGUUGGAUUACGACCGCAGAAAUGAGGGUGGCUGCUCAACGUUGAGCAAGAAAAUGAAAGCACUCACCACUAACGUCAGUCCUGCAACUAUGGAAUCUGCUAGGCGCAAGUCUAUAUUGAAGAAAACAACAUCUUACCCUGAAGGUUUGAAUGAGAACGAGGAGGUGAAAAGUAUGAAUAAAAAUCAGUUGAGUACUUUCAGCCUGAACAAUUCGUCGACCAUGUUGAGACGAAGCGCUAGGCGCAGGUUGAGAUUUGAACUGCCCGAUUCUUCGUCUUCAGGAAGCAGUUUCAACAAGGAGAAUUCGUCAAUGUUCAACGCUUCAAAACGCGACAAUUUCUCACCCAAGAAGGAGAAAAAGCUGAAAUGGAAGAAUCUCUUCCGGUUUGACAAGAAAAAGAAGAAGGAAACAAAGGAGUCAAAAAAGAAGCCCGAAAAAACCAAGGAGCUGAAGGCAAAGAAACAAUCAAAAUUUGUCACAUACUCCGCAGAAACGUCCGUAACUAGUCCAGGGAAAGGUAAUAAAAACAAGAAAGUACAAACCACUCCAGUAUAUUCGACAAUCAGUUGGAACAAACCUGGAGCCGCAAUUGAAACUGCCAAGUCACAGUUCAAGUGCGGCCUAUGCUAUGAAACAUUCACCAAAAAUGCCCAGCUCUUAGAGCACAUUCGCAAGUCUCACAAGGGUCUCAAACUUGUUCCGCAAUACCUAUGUGGACAUUGUGAUGCUAAGUUUUAUCGUAACACUUUUCUUGUCCGCCACUGUUGGUAUCAUCACACUCCUCACUGUCUCAAAACAGGCACGCCCGAUACUUAGUUCAAACAUUCAUCAAGACCAAUAAUAAACUUGACAAAGUUUAUAAAAAAUGUCUUAGACAUAAAUGAUAUUAUUCAAGCCCAUCACUAACAAGCUAUAUUCUAACAUCACUCGCUAAGCUAGUAUAUAACCAUCACAUUCAAUUUUUUUACACUAUUCGUACUGUAAUUAGUAAUUUAUUUACCGCAUCGUUAUUGUGAUGUAACUUUACUUAUUAGCCAGCUACUUAUUUAAUGUAAUACUUGAAAUAAUCCGUUAAGGCUGUGCAAAGGGUUAAAAAUAAACUUUCUACUGGUGA